AUGGAUUGCUUUUUCACAAUAUUCGUAUUUUCCACCCUGACCUCUCUGCUCCAGGCCUCACCACUGCCAACGAACACUGCACCAAUUUCUGUCAAUACUUCGAGUGCAACAGCGACUCCUUGCCAGACAUAUCCGCCUAGCAUAAGCAUUGUCUGCGUUGACACUCUAGGAGACGUCCAUAGCGCUACAACCUACGUCAAGCGCGACUUGGGGUUUCAGGGCCAGCUCGGCCAGUACGUCCUCCUCAGCUAUGGAGACACCCUGUACAGUGAUGCCAACUACAGCGAUACAUGGCGCGGCAUGACGAGCGACUCGGUCGCGAUAGCCACACAGGAUCCGACCGUGGUCGUAGAUCCUGUCCUGAACUCGGAUGGCUACCCGCCGCAGUUCUGCCCACUGUUGUCAUCUUAUGGAGAAGAUGCGACCACAUGCGCUUUGGGCAUCACCAACGUGGUCGAGACCACCGCCCCGAAUCAAGGCGUCAUGUUCUUCCUCCUCAAUCACCGUCCCAAUGGAACAAACAAUCUGGUCGGAGCUGGUGUCGCCUCCAUCACCCUCGACACAUCGGCGUAUCCGCCCGUUCCUCAAAUAAGCCGUUUGCCUCCGCAAUUCUGGUGGGACGCUACAACUGAACCUUGGUACGGAGAUGUCUGCGCGCUGGGAUGGAACGAUUAUGUCUACGCAUAUGGACACGGUCCACAAGGCAACCCCUGGGUGUAUUUGACCCGAGUGCAUGCCGAGGAAGCCACAAACGUCAGCUGUUACGAGUACUGGAACGGUGAGACAUGGCAGAGUGACAGACUCAACGGGACAACUAUUGGUGAGAAGGAGAGUGUGUUCUGGCAAAUCAACCAGGGACAGGUGAUCUGGUCCAACUAUUUUGGAUGCUUUCUCUUCGUGUAUUGUGACAACUGGAUGAACUCGAAAGUGCUUAUGCAAACCGCUCAACAACCGGAAGGGCCCUGGUCGGACCCCAUCACGCUGUAUCAAGCGACGCCCAUCACGCCAGGCAGUUCAAUCUACGCGGCGGUCCCGCAUCCGUAUUUUGACGAGACGGGGAAGACGUUGGUUGUCACUUUCACGAACGAUCCGAAUACCGUGCAAGCCAUCCGGGUUAAUUUUGCUUGA
This is a messenger RNA of Fonsecaea multimorphosa CBS 102226, 1128 nucleotides long. RefSeq lists its product as uncharacterized. The transcript is spliced from 2 exons. Lineage: Eukaryota; Fungi; Ascomycota; Eurotiomycetes; Chaetothyriales; Herpotrichiellaceae. The record is from RefSeq and is a predicted model, not a curated record. The coding region runs from base 1 to 1128 and encodes 375 amino acids.